CAAUCACAACAUCAGUUUGCAACCUAGCGUCGUUCAGACCGGACGUGCCUCCAGAAUCUCCACCAGAAUAGCAGCCUGUAGUAGGUAUGCACCCCCGCGAUGAGCUGAAACCGAUCGCCAGGGAGGACUGGCCGGCGCUUCGGGACAUGUUCAAGACGGAGUGGCCCAAACACGAAAUCGGAUACAACACCAUCCAGAACUACAUCAACUGGGUGGCGAUCGAUCCGAAGAUUAAGAACUUGGAGGUGCUCGGGUUGAACGACGGCUGGCGAGAGAACGGGACGUACAUCGUUGUGGACCGGUUCCAUAUCUAUAUGCAUAGUUUGGACGAUUCCGGGGAUUCGUUGAAACGAGCCUUGAUGCUGCUCGAUUGGGACUACAGCUAUAUGAUCGUGAGCGCACAGGAGUCCAAGCGAACGGUGAUCCAGGAAGUGCUUCGAUUGUGCAAUGUGGAUACUCUGUGGGAAGUGACUAGUAGCAUGAAGUAUGAAUUGCCUAUGGAGGACUGUUUGAAACUGGAAUUGUCACUGCCGGAGGGGUUAGAACUGAAAAAACUUGGCAUUGAACAUGCUGUAACCGCCAACGAAGUUUGGCCAUGGAGACACGAAGGCUCGGAGUAUUUCAUGAAGCGACUGGCAGCGUGGAAUACCUCCAUAGGUCUGUUCAACGAAUCUGGAGAAAUGCUAGCGUGGAGCUUUGUGUGGCCGACUGGAGCAAUCGGACCGCUGGAAGUGGCGAAAAAUCAUCUUCGCAAAGGGUACGGCACAAUCAUUGCGAAAGCGAUUGCCAAGGAGGUGGCAAAAGUUGGAAUGAAUUGCUACGGAACGAUAGUCAGUGGCAAUGAUGCAUCCGAGGCCAUGUUCAGCAAGCUUGGCUUCAAACGGGUAGAGGAUACGUAUUAUGUUCGAACUCGGGCAAAGAAGCUGGUGGAGUACGAUCAUUGAAACAACUGUGAAAUAUUUUUAUUGUUGCUGUCCAAAUUUACAUGAAAUGUAUGGGGCAUUACCUCAUUCUCAGUAUGAAAAAAUAAACUAAUAGUAGUUACAUUAGAA
Messenger RNA from Aedes albopictus (Asian tiger mosquito), 1052 nucleotides. RefSeq lists its product as uncharacterized. Gene Ontology annotation, molecular function: acyltransferase activity, transferring groups other than amino-acyl groups. The transcript has 2 exons. The coding region runs from base 87 to 944 and encodes 285 amino acids. The record is from RefSeq and is a predicted model, not a curated record. Lineage: Eukaryota; Metazoa; Arthropoda; Insecta; Diptera; Culicidae.